AUGCAAUCUAAUGUUGCCACGAGGGCACUACUCGCAUGCAAUCAAUCAGGAGCUAUUGGCCAGGUUCAAAAGAGCAUUGAAAGGCUCAACAUGACAGCAUGGAUAGGCAGGUUUCUGAGAAGCAUCAUCUGCCGAUGGUCGGUUGCAUCGAAAAAUAGAAACCAUAAAGGAGCAAAAAAUAGAGUGGGGAAUCCUCCAAGGCGACAGUUUUUAUCCGCUGUUGUUUGUACAUGGAUCCGUUGGGCCGUGGACUUAGUAUGA
Messenger RNA from Thelazia callipaeda (thelaziosis nematode), 261 nucleotides. The record is from the annotation of a GenBank genome assembly. NCBI's taxonomy places the organism in Eukaryota, Metazoa, Nematoda, Chromadorea, Rhabditida, Thelaziidae.